Messenger RNA from Brenthis ino (lesser marbled fritillary), 303 nucleotides. The record is from the annotation of a GenBank genome assembly. NCBI's taxonomy places the organism in Eukaryota, Metazoa, Arthropoda, Insecta, Lepidoptera, Nymphalidae.
AUGACUGCUCUAAUCGCUGUUUCCAUGUUCAUAUUACGGCGAGAUCCAGGCAAAUUAAUCAGAACUAGUACUGAAGUUAAACAAAACAGCCAUAAAAAUAAUGAUUUACUCAUGAAGCGUAAGUUAUGGAGUCGAUGGGGCAAAUGGGGGGAAUGUUCAGUGACAUGUGGGGAGGGCACGAUAUCGCGCCGGCGUCAUUGCGUCUCAGGGAGAUGCGCUCCCGGGGAGUUUGAAGAGCAAAGAAGGCUCUGUAGCCGUCCACCAUGCAUGAUGUCCUCGGACGUCUUUGAUGAUCCACACUAU